AUAAUUUUAUACCAUUUCACAACUUAUCUAAUAACAUCACGUUUACUUUAAAUUGAGCAUUAUGGGACCCAUUCCUCCCGUCGCCUUCAGAGAAAAUGAUCCUCCACGAUAUGAAGAUGAUAUUAUGGCGAACGAUGAUGUCUUUAGAGAAAAUAUUAAUCUUGAAGAUGAAGAUGAUAUUAUGACAGACGAUGGUGCCUUUAGAGAAAAUAUUUAUGUCGAAGAUGAAGAUGGUAUUAUACUGAACGAUGAUGUCUUUAGAGGAAAUAUUUAUCUCGAAGAUGAAAAUGAACAUACUAUAGUAAAUAGUAGUGCAAGUUAUAAUUUCCAAGAUGAAGAUAAUAGUAUAUUGAACAGUAAUGAGAGAGAGAGAGACUUCAGAAGAAAUAAUGAAAAUGAAGACAAUGAACUGCCAUUUUACAUGUUAUUAUUUACACCUACCCUCGAAUGUAUAAAAAAUGUACUGUACGUCGCAUUGCACCCAUUUUUCGACGAAUUCGAAAUUGCAGUGGUUAGCUGUCCCUGUCUAACCAGACCGCCAUACAAUCUUGCCGCAGAUGGACUAUCUAGUAACACGGGGAUUUUGCAUAUGGGUGGUAUAAAUAAUCUCAGCCCAAUCCCGCGAACAGAUCUCAUAUUCGACAUUCAAUAUAUAUUAUCAAGAUAUUGCUACGAUGUCUUUGUUAUUGGAUCAGGUUAUGCCACAAAACCAUUUAUGCCUUACAACGGUCAUCUUACUAUAAACGCGAUCGUCUCGGAGAAUCCCACAAAUGUUAUUAAUAAUAGUUGUAUCUCUUAUGAGGAUGCUAGUACUGGCCUGAAUAAAUUGAAAAUUAUCAACGAUCCCAAUCAAAUGAAAUGCUCUAUGUUGGGCACCUUCUUUUUCAGUGAAGGUAGACGAGGAAUGGUGAUCAAAAUGCGCAUUAAAGGACAGAAAACCACUGAUAAUAUUAUAAUGUUGAUACAAAAAUGUUUGAAUGUUUGCUAUCAGUAUCCAAUCGGUUUAGGUGUCGUACUCGUAAUAAACGGGGGCCAAACGUUACAAUUUAUUACACCAGAAUAUUAUCCAAUAUGGUUCUCUACACAUACAGAUUUUUAUAAGUGGUUAAAGUACUCUAAACAUAACUGCACGAAUUUAAUAACUGUGGGUGCAUUAACCAACUCCUCAUUUAUAAAUUUUGGACAGAAUUCUGAUGGAAAUGCUGUAGGGAGCCGUUACAGAUUUAACACUUUCUCCAAUUAUGAAGCGACCGGAGAGUUUUGCACCAAUGUCGCAUCGGAUGACACAGAGUACAUUUUUUACUUCAAUAUAGCGCAAAAAGUAUAUUUCUAAAUGUGGCAAAUAUUUUUAUUCUGAAUAUAAAAUCAAGUCCUUUUUAUUAAAGCGCCAUAUGUCGUGAGAAAUUCAGAGAUAUAUUUUCAUAAAGUAUUCGUGAUGAAGAUAUCUCACAUAAAUCUUUAGGUUUGCACAAGAAUAAUCUGUUCUAUUUUAGAAUGCAACAAAUCGUAACAUUUAUUAAUAUACUGCUAUACUGCUAAUAUAUGUUAUUUUUGAUAUUCUGACUAAAUAACGUAGUUCAAAUAGUUUACGUUUGUUUUAAUUCACAACGAAGAGAAAUAUCACAGGAAUAAAAAGAAAAUUAAAUAUUAAAAAAAUCGACGAUAUCUUUCUAUAAACUUUUGCUCUUACUUUUUCUGCAAAUAAAAUGAUUUGUUCGACUUUUUAAAAAUAAUUAGCAUAAAGCUAUACCCACCCAAAGUAUAUUUGUAAAUAAAUAUAACUGUCCGAAUUAGAUGGCAUAAACAAAUAUAGAACUGUAUCUACUGCAGAACGUUAAAUUUUAAUUUCGUGAAACUAUUGUAAUUCGUUGAUAUUAUUUUAGUUUCAU
This is a messenger RNA of Formica exsecta, 1889 nucleotides long. RefSeq names its product ester hydrolase C11orf54 homolog. Bases 62 to 1333 code for a protein of 423 amino acids. Gene Ontology annotation, molecular function: zinc ion binding; hydrolase activity, acting on ester bonds. Lineage: Eukaryota; Metazoa; Arthropoda; Insecta; Hymenoptera; Formicidae. The record is from RefSeq and is a predicted model, not a curated record. Gene Ontology annotation, cellular component: nucleus. The transcript is spliced from 7 exons.